CUCCCGACUGUUGCUACACCCUGUAAUGAGAAGCAGCUACAGAUUGAUCUGUAAGGAAAGUUAUUGUUAUGCACUAGAACUGGUGGAACAACUGUUGUCUGCCCUUCAUUAAGGCUUGUGUUUAGCUGCUCGACUUGACUUUAAGUGGCUGGAACUUGGCGGAGAAAGUUUGAAUCCUUCUGUUGUGUGUUCUUGCCUAGCUCCCUCCUGGAGUCAAAUCCCCUUUUUCCCUUUGUUGAUCCGUGCCUUGGCGGCUGGCAAGGCUGAAAGUUUAGCAAGUUCUGCAAAUAACUUCACAUCACAAUAGAAAGUGUUUUUUUUUUCCUUUUCCUGCUCAUAAACGCCUCCUUGAAGAUUGCAGCUGGGCAGGACUCCAAAGGUGCAGCAGCAACAACAAACCAGUAGUUCAGAGUUAGCAAAUUGCACAACUUCCAGCUCAUCGCUACGCUGGGUGACUACUAACAAGCUGAAGGAGGUGAGGGGAAAGAGGGGGAGGAAAGAACACCCCAGCCUUGGGUUUGGACGCGUUGAUGUGGUGGUUCGGCCGCUGGAGUGGCUAUGGCUCCCUUUGGAAGGAAUCUAUUAAAGACCCGGCACAAAAGCAGGGCGUUCUUCUUGCUACUAGAACUUCAGAACCAGUGGGAACUGAGUUGGUUAAUUGAAAACGGUGUGUUGCUGCAUCGACUUUGAGACUCUACUCUGGGGAGAUCUGUCUCCCUCCUCCCCGCCCCCGCACCAACUUUUUCCGAAGUUUGCCUGGAUGUAGGAACUGGGUCCUGAAAACUUCCAAGAAUCCCUCCCGUUUCUUACCACAUCCCUUUAAUUAUCUCCAGACAAGAACAUGGCUUCUGAUGAAAGGGAGAUAGUGGUUUGGGUAUGCCAGGAGGAGAAAAUUGUGUGCGGACUGACAAAGCGCACAACCUGUUCUGAUGUGAUCCAAGCUCUACUAGAGGAACAUCAAGCUACAUUUGGAGAAAAAAGGUUUCUUUUUGGACAACCUAGUGAUUAUUGUAUCAUAGAAAAAUGGAGAGGCUCUGAGCGGGUCCUUCCCCCGCUGACAAAAAUGCUGAGACUUUGGAAGGCCUGGGGAGAGGAGCAGCCCAAUUUGCACUUUGUUCUGGUGAAGUCAGAUGCUUUCCUUUCAUUUCCGUUGUGGAGGACAGCUGAAGCAAAGAUAGUACAAAACAUAGGAAGACAAUGGGAGCUCAGCCCAGCGAAUUACAUGAAGUUGUUGCCAGUGGAUAAGCAAAAGAGGAUUGUUGGAAAGACUUUCAGGAAACUGGCCAAACUUAAACAGGACCAUACUCUGCAAGAGCGAGACAAUAUGGAGACAUUGAUUCAUCUGAUCAUUUCCCAAGAUCAUACCAUUCAUCAGCAAGUCAACAGAAUGAAGGAAUUGGAUACGGAAAUUGAAAAAUGUGAAGCCAAAUUCCACCUCGUUCAGGUAGAAAAUGAUGGAGAAAAUUAUGUGCAGGAUUCUUAUUUAAUGGCCACUCCAAAUGAUGCUGAGCAACAAACAAAUGUUCCACAUGGUCAACAUCAGAUGCAUGAAUACUUGAGCAAAAGUGAUGGAAUUUUACAGAUGGAAGAAGGACUGAAACAUCACAAACUACUAAUUGAAAAGCUCUGUGCUGAAAUUGAAAAAGAGGUAAAAGGUGUAUGCACUGAAACAAAUGGAGAUGGUAAAUGCAUGGCAGAGGCCUUAAAUGGCCAACUAGAAUCCUCAAAUUUAGAAAGUGUCAAACAUGAGUUGGAAAAAAGUACGAAAGAUGGCUUGAGAAUCCACUCUCACUUGAGCUGCAUUCAGAAAGAGCUUACCUACAGGGACUUGCUGCUGCAAAAGAAGGAAAAAGAAUAUGAACUCCUUGCGGAAGAAUUUAAUUCACUGCAUAUCAAAGACAAAAUUGAAUCCAGAUGUCCAGCUAAUGAAGAGCAGGCAAAAGGCAGCGAGGUUUCCAGCAAGUGUAUCGCAGUGCCAGACUUUGUUCGUAAAGUGACUAAUGUAGACAUAAAUGAUACGGACUCUGACACUGGAAUCAGCUCGACUCAUAGUCAGGACUCUGAAACAGCUUUAGGAGACAUGAUACUGUUGUCAACAUAGCUGGAGACCGUUGUGCACAUGACAAAGAGUAAUAUAAAACCAACCAUCUUUGGGGGGAUAUUUAUCCUUUUAAUAGUCUUGCUAUCAUAGGGUAUGUCUACACUGCAGCUGGAAGUGAGCCUCCCAGCCUGGGUAGACAGACUUGUACUAGCAGGGCUUGAGCUAGCUCGCCAAAAACAGCAGUAUGGAUGUUGUGGCUAGGGCUGCAGCCUAGGCUCUGAAGCUGGCCCGAUCCCAUAGGCUUGAGAGCCCGAACUGCAGCCCAAACAACAACAUCCACUGUUUUUAGUGGGUUAGCUUGAACUCCACUAGUGCAAAUCUGUCUACUCAGGCUGGGAGGAUAUGGUAUAGACAUGCCCAUAUCAUCUCGGACCUGAAGGUGUUGACCACUCUGGCCCCAAUCCACCAAAGCACUUUAGCAUGUGUGUAACUGUGAACAUAAGGGACUACACAUGUGCUCAAACUGACCCACAUACUUUAGCAUGUAAGUAAUCCCACGUGUUUACAGUUACACACGUGCUAAAGUUCUUUGCUGGAUUGGGGCCAGAGUGCUCAGAGUUUUGUAAGACUGAGCUUCAUUGAGACAAAAGUAUUCUGAUGGGAGAUGGCCUGAACCAAAAUUCCAGAUCUGAAACCCCUAAUCUUUGGGUCCAUCUCUACAUCUGACUAAUCUUUUAGGAAUGUGGACAUAAGGGAUAGACCAACUUAGACAGACAACUUGAUUCUCUGCUCCGUUACACUAGCUUUCUUCCACUGGAGUAACAGGGUGUAGGAUAAGGCACACAUUUGGUUAAAAUGUAGUUUUCAUGAUACUGUAGAGGUGAUAAAAAGCAUAUACUUUUUUAUGUUGUAUAUUUAAAUUUCAUUACCACAGAUUACAAAGCGUAAAAUUUUCAAAAGCACUUAAGUGCCAUUUUCAUAAGUGACUUAAGCACAUAGAUUUAUGUCUACACUGCAAUUAAAACCCAGUGGCUGGCCCAUAUCAGCUAAGGGGCUGUUCAAUUGUAAUGUAGACAUUCAGGUUUGGGCUCGGGCUGGAGCCCAAACAUCUACACCACAAUUAAAUAGCCCUUUAGCCCAAGCCCUUUGAGCCCAAAUCAGCUGGCAUGGGCCAGCUGUGGGUGUUUAAUUGCAGUGUAGACAUACUCUAGCAGUCUCAGUCCCAUUGACUUUCAGCAAGAUUUAGGGUUGAAAGUUAAUCUGGAAUAGGGUAAAUGAGAAUUUAAAGUGAAUUGUUCCUGAUUUAACACCAUGUUUGGAAUUUCUUAUUCCAGAAUGAGAGCUUCCAUACAUGGAGUUAAUCAGGAAUAAUUAAUUAGGAAUAGCUGUAUUGGAAUAACUCCCUGUGGUAGACAAGCCCUUAGGCUCCUAAAGACCAGAUCUUCAGAGGUAUUUAGGACCUAACUACCAUUGAAAUUGGUGGGAGUUAGAUGCCUAAUACUUUUUGAGGAUCUGGACCCUAAGUCACUUAAGAAUGUUUGUUUGGAAAUUUACCCUGAAAUCUGACUAAAUGUAUUUAAUGGGAACUAUGUACUAGCUAAGCAACACAAAGUUCAGUCAUAUCCUGGACUUAAGUCUUAAACGAUGAAUGAAAAGAUGACAUAUAGAUGGCAUAAAUCUAAAAUAAUUUCAACUACAUUCUUUUCCUUUCCUAUAUUUUGGUGUUCAUUAGAGUCCUCUCACUACCCUCAAGUGUCUGCCAGUCAUCUGGUUUUCAAAAUAACCAGAACACUGUGGAUUUAAGACUGUAAAUAUGACUUUGGAGAGCAACAUUUCCUGAACACCACAAACUGUUUGUUUUUAAAGACUUGUGAACUCUGGACUUUAUGAAGAGCGUUUGUGUUUGCAGGUAUCUAUCUUGGCUGCCUUAAUAUAUUUUAUCACUCAACAUUAUAUAAAAUGAUUGGGAUGCUUCAAGUGUAACACAUGGAGCUCAGCUACAUGAAUUCUUGUAUAUAGCAAGAUCUAUAGCAAACAAGACAUCUUAACAUUGUAAUAAUUUAUUAACACAACUCAGCAUCUUUUGUACUCUGCGUGUCAUGUACUGAUAUUAGGCAUUGCAUGCACUUCUCAGUUCAGAGCUUUGAAUGUUGAGAGCAGGCUAAUGUAUUUCAUGAGUUCUUGUGCAGUUAGAGAUUUCGUUUAAUGUGUCAGCAGUUUUUAUAAAUACAUUUUCUAGCCUG
This is a messenger RNA of Chrysemys picta bellii (western painted turtle), 4284 nucleotides long. RefSeq names its product Ras association domain family member 9 (gene RASSF9). NCBI's taxonomy places the organism in Eukaryota, Metazoa, Chordata, Testudines, Emydidae. The record is from RefSeq and is a predicted model, not a curated record. Gene Ontology annotation, biological process: signal transduction; intracellular transport. Gene Ontology annotation, cellular component: recycling endosome; cytosol; trans-Golgi network transport vesicle membrane.